This is a messenger RNA of Aphanomyces invadans, 690 nucleotides long. RefSeq lists its product as hypothetical. The transcript has 2 exons. NCBI's taxonomy places the organism in Eukaryota, Oomycota, Saprolegniomycetes, Saprolegniales, Verrucalvaceae. Bases 1 to 690 code for a protein of 229 amino acids. The record is from RefSeq and is a predicted model, not a curated record.
AUGGAGGCCCCCACGAGUGGGGCUGGAUUUCAACUCGACAUGGAGCUACCGGGGAGCGACGAUGACGAAGCGGGAUCUACGCGGGCGCGCUCUCGUUCGAACCGGUCAGUUAGUACGGACGUUACCCUACGUGAAGCCGACGUCGACGGUCGGAGCCGGCCCCGAGCACGAGCAAGGGUGGAACGCUUGUUUCGAUCGCCCAAGGGUCGGCGUCAACCUGUCGCGAUCGACGAAGAAUGGUCAUCUCCAAAGCAGCCGUUUGUCGAGACACGCAAGGUGCCCGUCGACCCAGCUGUGUCAAAGGAAGACGACGAUAUGGGUCAAGGGAUCUACAAAGGAGAGCGUACGUUCAUGGCGGCGUACAACUUCUACAUCAGCCAAUCGAAUGCACUAACAGCCAAUGGCUUGCGUCCGUUUAUUAUGCCUGUGCGCGCGUGUAUCGAGCCUGCGACGAAACAACGCAUCGCUGAAUGGGACAUGGACAAGGAUCCAGAGGAUGUAACGGAAGACGAAUGGAUCGCAUGGUUCAUGUUGGCGUACCAGGUGGACCCACGAGCGUUAGACUCCUUGAAGAAACGGAUCAAGGCGGCGGUAGUUUUCGACAUGUCCAUCACCGACGCCGAUUCGCACAUCGGUCGCAUGCUGGACGGCAUGUCAGGGCCAUACGCCGCGACCGUCAAGAUUGGGUGA